This is a messenger RNA of Porites lobata, 576 nucleotides long. NCBI's taxonomy places the organism in Eukaryota, Metazoa, Cnidaria, Anthozoa, Scleractinia, Poritidae. The record is from the annotation of a GenBank genome assembly.
AUGAUCCCAAGACGUUUUCUGCUUUUUGUAGCUGCAGCAUUUGUCCUACAAUUUCAGAUGUACGCUCAGCUGAGGAUGAUGCUGAUAAUUUUGUCUCUUGCUCAAUUUCAACUAGAGGGGAGAGCUUUUCUGAGAUUGUUCGAGAUUCGAAGGCGAAGACGAAAUUGGCGUGGACAUCCGUACUUUUGGGUUCUCCCUCGACCCGCCGAUUCAUGGUUUGAUAUUCAUUAUAAUGACCCAAGAAUCCCAGACGAAUAUUUCAGGAAACAGCUUCGAAUGAGAAGAGCUACUUUUCGUUUGCUUUUGGAUGUCCUUCGCCCAUACAUCACAAGACAAAACACUCGUUUUAGAAGGUGUAUUGAGCCAGAAAAGGUAUUGGCAAUUGGGCUCACGCGCUUAGCUCAUGGAGGAACAUACGUUUCGAUUGGGCCUGGUUUUAACGUUGGGACAACGACAGUAAUCGAGGCCGUCGAAGACGUCGUUACAGGACUGGUUUCUAUAAAACAUGAUUAUAUCAAAUUCCUGAAACUGAAGCUCAAGUUGUUGAAACGAGGGAAACUUUCAAGAGCUUUCUGA